AGGAUGUGGAAAACUGGGUCAAAAGCAGAGAAGACAGGAGGAGAGAAGGAAAAAACAGCGUAAAGGAGCACGUACAGCCAUAACACCCCCUAAAAGCUGUAGCUACUGGGUUUAUACAUGCACGCAUGCAAAGCCAUCAAAGUUUUCUUUCGUGCCCUUGUGUUGUGCACAGAGCAUCCUUCAGGUCUGCAGGUGAUGUAUAUCCACUCCCUCUUUUUCUUCAGCAUUUACUAUCAGAUAACAUAUAUAGAUAGAUAACAUUUAUCUACUGACCGUUCUGCCAGCAGGUUCCAUCUUCUUCCUUCUUGCCCAACAGACUGCAUUAUGGAUUUCAACCUCCACACUCGCAGUGAGGCAUGUCUCAGUCGGAAAUAUAUCUGGCUGGCCCUUACUCCAGGGUCCUGGUGUCCCUAUUGUGCACACCUGCCCACCUGUUUGAAAAGCAGCAGUAAGUGGGCCCUAAAGGAGGACGACGAUGAUAGCAGUUGGGCUAAACGUGCUACCCUCACUGUUGAGGCAGACCUGGACAUUUUUGGAACCCCUGGGUUUAGAAGGAAGACACAGUACAGUGCAAGAGUCCUCUGACUUGGCUCCCUUGGUUCCACUCCUGACAGUGGGAAGGAGGACCUGUCAUCACCUGCUCUUCCUCCGCCUGUCAGCCACAUGCUGACCAGUGGGGCCGUCUACCACAACCUUCUGGACAUCAUUAAGAGUGCCACCACUUAUAACAAUGUUCCCAUGCCAGUGGAGACACCUGCAUCUGCUCCCAGGUAAUCUUUAAAGAUAUCUAUUGCCCAGAGCAGGAGACCUGGCGUCAUCCAGUGUGGCCCCAUUUUUCCCUGUUUCGGCCCUUCCGCUUCUCUGCUUCGGCCCUUCCUCCCCCUUGAAGGUUCCUGUGUCCCAUGGUUUCCCUUCUGUUCCUGCACUGGAGUCAAGCCUGUGUGACAGGCUGUUGCCCAGGGCCACUUUCUUCAGCUGACAGAAGCCCACAACACCUUCCUGUCAUGAUCAGGUCACUUCUAGCCUCGCUGACUGCACUCGUCAGUGCAAAACACAAACAGUGACAACUGCCAACAAUAUUUCACUGCUCACAUUCAUCUCUAUCUCCUCCAUAGCUGCUCAGCCCAGAGUCCUUUCUCCUGAGUUGGUGAUGGAGAUUGGGAAGGCAAUGGCAGCAGUACUGACUCUCUUCAUGGCUGCAACUGUGGCAUAGACUCGUAUUAAGGCGUGGAUGACAAUGCUCCAACGCAAUGUGUGGCCCCACAUGUCUCAGCUUCCAAAACAAAUUAGGAAGGGUGUCGACAGCCCCCUCAGCGCAAAUAAGGCUCCUGGUGUGACUGUCAGGAUUCCUGCCCCAAGUUCAUGUUUCGCAGCCUCCUGUGCAACGAUAGCUGUGGCUGCAUAUAACCCUGAAGUGCUGUCUGUCCUCAUAUUCUUCGCUGUCGCUUUCAAUGGCUUUGGAGGAAUCUGCCUGACCUUCACCUCACUCACACUGCCUAACAUGUUUGGGAAUGUACGAUCAACCAUCCUGUCCCUGAUGAUUGGCUCCUAUGCUUCUUCAGCAGUCACCUUCCCUGGUGUCAAGUUGAUUUAUGACCUUGGCAUAUCAUUCCGCAUCUUGAUGUGGGUUUGGUCUGGUAUGGCCUGCAUGGUCUUCUUCAACUGCUUCCUAAACUGGCCUGCUGAGUCUUUCCCCGCACCUGAAGACAUCAGAUACACGAAAAAUGUGAAGCUAAGUGGGGUUGUGACAGAAGACAAGAUGACUGGAGACAGAUACGUCACCCAUAUGACCGUCAUGGAAGACACGAUGGGAACCAAGCAGCCAGAACCCAUACAGACAGACCCCCAGAGCACAACCCAGGUCUCAGUAUCCCUCUGUCACUCUAUGGGCUCUCCCAUCUUCCUGUGGAGUCUCAUAACCAUGGCAAUGACCCAGCUGAGGCUAAUCUUCUUCAUGGGCGCCAUGAACAAGAUGCUGGAGUUCCUGGUCACCCACGGCGACCCUAACCCCUCAGGAGAGCUGCAGAAGGAAGUGGAGGAACAAGUUGGUUUCUACUCAUCUAUCUUCGGCACAAUGCAGCUGCUGUGUCUACUGACCUGUCCUUUGAUUGGCUACAUCAUGGACUGGAGGAUGAAAGAGUGUGAAGAGGAAAAUGCAAAUAUACAAGCAAAGACAUGCCAAUCGGAUCUCCCAAAGAGAGACAGAAAGAUCCAGAAACUGACCAAUGCCAUGAGAGCUUUCAUCUUCACCAACAUCCUAUUGGUCACCUUUGGAAUAAUUUCCUUGAUUGACAAUCUUCCCAUACAGAUGGUGUCAUUUGUACUGCAUACCAUAGUGAGAGGAUUUAUUCACUCGUGCUGUGGAGGUCUCUAUGCUGCUGUGUAUCCAGCCAACCACUUUGGGACACUGACAGGCAUGCAAUCAAUGAUCAGUGCUGCUUUUGCCUUGCUCCAACAGCCCCUGUUCAUGCUGAUGGUAGGACGCCUCAGAGGAGAUCCUUACUGGAUCAAUUUGGGCCUUCUCAUCUUCUCCUUUGCUGGCUUCCUGUUGCCAGGAUAUCUAUUUUAUCAUCGUAGAAAUCUCAUCAGGGCAAAGGCAGAGCAUAAUAGGCUGGCUACUAGCCAAUCAGACACAGAGAAUGCACCUCUAACCCUAUCCGACAGUGGAACUGCUAAAAGCCAAGCCAAUGGGCUUGCAGCAAAAGGAUACACACCAAAUGGGCAUACUGUUUAAGAUUAUCGAUAGGCGUAAUGAUUUGAUGAGGUGAUGACGAUUUAUACCACUGUUUUUUUAAAUUACCAUUCAGUAGUUUAUGAAUGCAACCUUAUUCUGAUUUGAAAAUUAUCUUUAUUUCAAAUGAACAAAAGUUCUACAUAUGGACAGGAUUUGCACUGGAACAGGGAGUUAGUUGGGUUUGUUAUUUAGAAAAGUCUUUGACUCAUCAUUAAAUUCCAGCAAGGUGGCUCAGUGGCCAGCAAUGUCACUUCAAAACAUGAAAGCCUUGGGUGUGAGUCUCAGCGCUGCUCCAUCUUGAAAUUUAUACAUUUUCCCCAGAUUAUAGUGGUUUACUUCCUCCAAAAACAUCCUUAAUUACCCAUAACUAAGAAUAUAUAUGUACAUCUGUACAAAUAAACAAAUGACGGAGGAGCAUUUACCAGCUUUCUCAAUUAACAGCUUGUUUUUCUCAGAACUUAGACUGAAUUCACUGCAUAAGCAACAGGCAACAUUUUUUGUGCCUGCUGUGAUAUUGUCAAUUUUAUAUGUUACAUAUGGUGCCGUAAUAAACAGAUUAGACAGUUUGUUAUACUUACAGUUAUGUAGUUACUAAUAUUCUCUUAUGAUCUUCUCUGCAAUAGUAGGACAUGUAACUUAUUAAGUUGAUUCUAUUUAAAACUAAUUUAAUAGUUUUAAAGUAUGUCUCCUGAGCUCAGCAUUAGCUUCUAUUAUUUAGUAAUGUAGAGGAGCAUCAUAUUUCUUCUUGUCAGUGGUGGUCCUUUUUUGCUGCAUCUGAUCUUGAAAUUGUUUAAUGUAAAAUCACAAUCUCGAGAUAUUUUAGCCAGUCACAGUUCUGUUCAGGCCAGUGUUUCUUAGGAGGACAAAAAUGAAAUGGAAAAGGAGCUGAUAUUGCAGGAAGUAACUUCACUGUUAAAUGACAGAGAAUCUGAUCAUUUUUACUUUAGCCCAGGAGCUGACUGCAACAACAAUUUCUUCCCCUCUCCUUUUGCCACUUUUUUUUGAGAUUCUGUGCAGGCACAGACUUAAUGGGAGCAAAAGCAAAAAUUAAUUGACAAAAUCUACUCUUAGGAAAAUGUAUGAAAUAAAGUACCGGACUUCAUGUGAAAUAAGGUAAAUGUGGUAGAAAACUUGUGGUAGUAAAUAAAGCUGCUUUAGUUUAUUGUUGCAAUUAAAGAAGCACUUUAAUGUAGCAACUGUGUUUUGCUACGACAUGUAAGUUAUUCUGACAAAGCAUGCAGAAAAUUGGAUAUUAUAGGCAUCUGGAAUGUGUCAGGCUGCGGCUCAGGGCAGGACUCAGAUGCAGAGACACGAUUUCGGUAAAACAGACUUUAUUGACGAAGUCGGUGGAAAAAAACCUCUUGAAAACGCUGUGAAAUAGCAAUAAAAUAAAAGGAAAAACAAUAACUGGCUAUUUCAGUUAGUGAACAAAAAACCCUCCAGGGGAAGAAAAUAAUCUACUAAGGCUAUGAUUUUAAAGAACAGAAAAUCACUCCAACCGGAGAAUAACCUAAGCUAACUAUUCAAACAAAGCUACAACAAAAAUUCGCUCUAAAUAGAGGAAAACUAAGACGUGAAAUGUAGGGUGGACUCUGAGGGAUCAAGGCAGGCGAAGACGUACUGCAGCAGGGUUGAUGACAUGGGUGAUGGGAAAGGGACCCACGAACCGAGGUGCAAGCUUCUUGGAGGGCACCUUUAAGUUCAGGUCACUAGUAGAAAGCCACACCCUCUUGCUCGACUGGUAUGCGGGAGUGAGUUUUUUUGACCCGGUCACCCUGGCGGAUGAGCACCUGCCUGGCAGCUGCCCAUAUCCGCCGACAGCGGCGUACCAGAGCAUGGGCUGAUGGGACCAACACCUCCGGCUCAUUGUCUGGGAAACGAGGGGGGUUGUAGCCGAAGACACACUUAAAGGGAAUAAAUGCCGUAGCAGAGGUAGGCAAGGAGUUGUGCGCAUACUCAACCCAGACCAGGUGGCUGCUCCAUGUUGAGGGGUUCUGGGACACUAGGCAGCGGAGACCAGUUUCCGCCACUCCUCCAAUGCCAGUUUGACUGCCAACAGUUUGCGAUUGCCGAUAUUGUAGUUCUUCUCGGCUUUAGACAGUCAUCGCGUCAAAAACGCACAAGGGUGCAUCUUACCAUCCUGAUCUGUGAGAGAGGACCGCUCCAAUGCCUUCAUUGGAGGCGUCCACCUCCACCACGAGCUGCCGCUGCGGAUCUGGGAGGGUGAGGAUGAGAGCAGAGGUGAAGCAAUGCUUGAGGUCCUGAAAAGCUGCCUCCACCUCAAGAGUCCACCGGAAGCGCACCUUGGAAGAAGUCAAGGCAUGAAGCGGAGCAGCUAUAACCCUGAGCUCCUGAUGAACCGCCUGUAAAAGUUAGCAAAUCUGAGGAACUGCUGAACCUUCUUGCGGUUAUCAGGUGUGGGCCACUCAGCGACCGCGUUAAUCUUAGCCUGAUCCAUCUGAACGUAGCCAGGGGCUACAAUGAAGCCCUGGAAAGAGAUGGUGUUGGCAUGAAUCUCACUCUUCUCCGCCUUGACAUAAAGCUUGUGGUCUAGCAAUAUCUGUAGCACUUUCUUAACAUGGGUCUGGUGAGAAUCAAGGUCGGCAGAAUAAAUGAGUAUGUCGUCUAGAUAUACGUACGCGUGAAACUGAAUCGGAAACCGUGAGUUGACUCACCAAAGUGGGUCUUUUAGCAGGACACACGACUACGAGGUGGUCCAACUCCCUGCAGUAAAAGCAUCGGCCCCCUUCCGGACGUCGCUGUCACUCCUGUCCUUUCAGGAACACGUCAUAUAGCACGGUGGAAUUCCACCCACUCUCCAUCGCCAGAUUGCAGAAACGGAUGGCAUAGUCACACACCGUUUCCUGUCCUUGACUCACCCUACUCAGUUCCAUGGCCUUUUCACAAUCUGUGGUUACUGGGUUGAAAGUUCUUUGCAGAACAGACUCGAAGUUGGUUAUAGAGUAGCAGAGUCUAGAGUCUCGACCUCUCGCCCGACCCGACAGGUGGGAGAUCAUGAAAGCUAUGUACUGUCAGGCUGUGGCUCAGGGCAGGACUCAGACACAGAGACACAAUUUCAGUAAAACAGACUUUAUUGAUGAAGUCCGUGGAAAAAAACCUCUGGACAGAGUGGGAAAACAACAAAGCUAUGAAUAACUCCUAAAGUGCCCUCAUCCUAGGGGAAUAGGCACGGCUAUGAAACAGUAAUAAAAUAAAAGGAAAACCAAUAACCGGCUAUUAAAGUUAGUGAACAAAAAACGCUCCCAAGGGAGGAAAUAAUCUACUAGCUAAAGCUAGAACAGAAAAUCACUCCAACCGGAGGAAAACCCAAACUAACUAUUCAAACAAAGCUGCAACAAAAAUUCGCUCUAAAUAGAGGAAAACUAAGACGUAGACUAGAACUAAACUGCGCUACAAAACAUACAACAAAAAAUCACUCUUUGCAGAGGUAGUAACAAAGUGCUUAUCGAAACAAGAAGCUAUGGCUAAGGCUAAGGGCAAGUGACCUGAAACAAGAGGAGAGUUACUUUUCAAAUUAAAACAGGAAAUGAUGAGACAUAAACCCAGAACAAUACAAUACCUCACUGUGGUGUGACAGAAUGUAGUAUUUAUUGUAUAUUGACAGAGAGGCAAAGUCCCUCCGCUUCCCCCAUGAAACCUUAUUUUGAAAAAACAAAACAAAAAACUGUAGUUAAUGUUGAGUAAUACUAUUUUUUUUUAGCCUAUUUCAAUUGUGAAAUUACAUAAAUUACAUAAUUUUGCAAAUCAAGAAAGCAGCAGUUUGUCUUAAAAAAAAACAUACAUAAUUUGAGUGGCACUGUUCAGUGAAUUACAUCUCUCACAGCUCACAACAUACUAGCUUACAGUUGGUCAUGUAAGCUGGCAAGCAGCUCUACAAGGUUUCAGUUACAGGUUUUGGUGAGUGUGAUCUGUCAGUUUUAUUAAAUCUAAAUCUAAAUCUAAAUAUCUUUUGAACUGACAAAUUAUUGGUCUAAUUCAUGGCAAAUUCAAACAGGUUUUAAAAAAAAAUAUUGUCACUAUUAACUACUAUUUUGCUGAUCCCACGGUGAUUCACUUGUAUUGGACUGCAUUGCAAAGGAGAGGAGUUGCUUUUAUUGUGUCCACUUACUGAGCAUUAUUAUUUCAGUUUAUUUGUGGUAAUUAAGGCCUUCUGGUCACAGUAGAGUCAGCUGUCACAAAUGUCUAAAAUAAAAUAGGUAAGAGAUGUUUUUAAUAUCUUAAAAAAAAAAAUGACAGAGGAGAAUAUCAUUUCAAAUAACUGUUCACUGUAAUUUUUCUCAAACGAGGAACAUUCAUUAUUGUGUUAUUUAGUUUCUGUCUUGCUUUGCAAUGUCUCUUUGAUUUAUUGUGAAGAAAUGUAAGGAAUUAAAAAAAAUAUUAAAAACUAA
Molecule: messenger RNA, 7143 nt
Organism: Scatophagus argus
Lineage: Eukaryota; Metazoa; Chordata; Actinopteri; Scatophagidae
Gene: slc43a1b
Product: solute carrier family 43 member 1b
Exons: 13
Coding region: 1232-2734 (500 amino acids)
Biological process (GO): neutral amino acid transport; transmembrane transport
Molecular function (GO): neutral L-amino acid transmembrane transporter activity; L-amino acid transmembrane transporter activity
Source: RefSeq, a predicted model, not a curated record